GUAAUGCAGCUGAGAUGCAAGGGAUGUCUUGUGCGAAAGGAUCGUAAGCUCAGCCGGGAUCUUUUGCGGCAGGAUCUAGUCCCACGGAAUUAGCAACAAGCUUCCACUUGAGACGAAAUCAUAAGUUCGAUCGAUGCGAUGGAAGAGCCCGUGGUUGUCUUCAUCAGCGGCGUUAGCAAAGGUCUUGGGAAAGAGUUGGCUCGAGUGUAUCUGUCACGGCCGAACCACAUAGUUGUAGGGAGUAUUCGCGAUACCUUCGCCACAGAUGUUGCCGAUUUAAAAUCGAUGAAAUCUGCUGAAGGAUCUAGGAUAUUACUCGUCAGUAUUGAGAACACUUCGAUAGAUGAUCCAGCCAAGGCUUUGGACGAUAUAAAAGCAGCUGGGAUUGGGCAUCUAGAUAUUGUCAUCGCCAAUGCGGGAGGCGGAGGUGAUGACCCGAAGGUAUCGCUUGAGACGAUUGAUAUGAAAGAGAUGACCACUAGAUUUCAAUCGAAUGCUCUUGGUCCGUUGCUGUUGUACCAGACAUUUAGACCGCUGUUGCAAAAAUCGAGGAGGACACCCAAGUGGAUUUCUAUGUCCACUGCUGGGGGGUCUAUCGAAUUAAUCGGAGCAACUCGCGCGACUAUGCUGCCAGCGUACAGUGCGUCUAAAGCAGCAUUGAACUGGCUUACUAGGGCCAUACAUUUCAAUAAUGACUGGCUUAUCGCGAUAGCUAUGCACCCUGGGCUCGUGCAGACCGGACCAGGAAACUGGUUUGCCGGGCAUUUGGGGUUGGAAAAGGCACCUUUAACCAUCGACUUCUGCGUUGAAAAGAUGGUAGAUGUGAUCGAUCAUGCUACUCGCGAAGAAACGAGUGGGAAAUUCAUCAGCGCGAUUGAAGGAACCGAAUUGCCAUGGUAGGUCAAUUGGGACAGGAAUCGAUUUGUAUAAAAAAAAGUUGAAAGUUAUGGAAGAAGAAUAAGAAAGAAGAAAUUGUAAUUGUGUAACCUGUGGCGUGUAUUCCAGUGACAAUUAUGGCUGGUGCUGGUGUACCUAAGCCACAACUGCCACGCAAUAUUAAAUAAUCAUCGUUGGAUCUCCCCUCCCCCUCCCCCACCUAUUUUC
Molecule: messenger RNA, 1104 nt
Organism: Hypoxylon trugodes
Lineage: Eukaryota; Fungi; Ascomycota; Sordariomycetes; Xylariales; Hypoxylaceae
Product: aflatoxin biosynthesis ketoreductase nor-1
Exons: 5
Coding region: 139-900 (253 amino acids)
Source: RefSeq, a predicted model, not a curated record